AUGGGAUCUGCACCGCCUUUAAACAUCAUAGGCAUCAACUUAGAAAAUCCAGAAAUCAACUUGAGACGCUUCUGUGCUGGCGUCUCCUCAACUUGCACUACCGGUUGUGGUAUCGACUGCGAAAACUGUUCAAAUCCCAUGGAGAAAACCACCUCAAUAUGUUGUGCUCAAAACGCAAGUGAGAAGGAUGAUAGAGGAGGUUGGUUGUAUUUGGAGGAUCGCAAUAGUGGACUUCCUGAUGUUAUACUCGUUUCAAUCUUGUCACUAUUGACAAUGAAAGAAGCUGGAAGAAGUAGUCUGCUUUCUAAGAGAUGGAGGUACACGUUGACUUACAUUACUGCUUUGAACUUUGAUGCCUCACAUAUUAUAUAUGGACUAGAACUGGAAGAUAAGAAACUUGAAGUAGAAAGGCCUUUGUAUUUGAGUUGGGUUAAUCAAGUCUUGAACUCGUACAAUGGUCCAAGUACAGAUCGAUUCAGAGUUCAAUUUGAUCUCAAUGGAACUAGUAGAUUUGAUCUCGACAACUGGGUUAUCGAACAGAGAGUAAAAAGGCUUGAUUUAGACUUAAUCAAUUCAGAGUUCAACUGGUUUAACUUUGCUACUAAUCGUUCUAGCAUGAGAGCUAAUGGUAUCGAGUUUGCUAAAUUUCCAGUCUUUGAUAAGCUCAAGCAACUGGAGUUGAAAAUUUGUGUUACAAGUGAACAUCAAAGUCUUCUUGUUUUUGCUCUCCUGAUAGAGGCGUGCCCUUUCUUGAAUAAAUUUGUGUUACAGAUUUGUAGUUUGCAGUUGCAGAGAGAGGGCAAGUUCAAAGUUGAGAACAAGAAUAGAGAUGAAGACAAUUGGGGAGGCUGA
This is a messenger RNA of Cornus florida, 852 nucleotides long. Its product is annotated as putative F-box/LRR-repeat protein At3g18150. Lineage: Eukaryota; Viridiplantae; Streptophyta; Magnoliopsida; Cornales; Cornaceae. Gene Ontology annotation, molecular function: protein binding. Bases 1 to 852 code for a protein of 283 amino acids. The transcript is spliced from 5 exons. The record is from RefSeq and is a predicted model, not a curated record.